Molecule: messenger RNA, 1134 nt
Organism: Arthroderma uncinatum
Lineage: Eukaryota; Fungi; Ascomycota; Eurotiomycetes; Onygenales; Arthrodermataceae
Exons: 1
Coding region: 1-1134 (377 amino acids)
Source: RefSeq, a predicted model, not a curated record
AUGACUGCGGAAAUCACCGAAAUCGUCCAUGUCGACAAAUCUCGCGCUGUUAAAGAUCCAGAAUAUGCGCGUUCUUUCAGCAAAACACCCUCGUUCUGUGUCUACGAUGAACGAUUCAUAAGGGACGUUAUCGGCUCAGCCCCCAAAAUACAACUUAUCGAGGAACGAAGAGAGAAAGGGGAGCAAUUCGCACACGAGGCGGGUGUAUACAUUCGCGCGACCAAUUCAGUGUAUUUUACAUCUAACUUCCAGACCUGCGACCCGAUUGAUCUAUACGCCAUAAACUGCGAUACGCACAAGAUUGAAAAGCUCGAUUAUCCUGAAGUUGUGCAGGCGAAUGGGGCAUGCAACUACCCUGGAAAAACUGCAUCUGUUCAUGCCUCUGCUCGAUAUCGGGGCGAUGUCGGAUCACAACCUGAUAGAAUCCUCUAUUGCUCUCAAGGGGACCAUUCCAUGCCGUCGGGGCUUGUCCUUGUCGACCCAGUUACAAAAGAAUCUGAAAUCAUGAUAAACAACUUCCACGGUCGAGAGUUCUCCUCCGUGAAUGACGUCGUGAUCCACCAUGAUACAGGAGAUAUCUGGUUUACAGACCCAACAUACGGCCACGAGCAGGGCUUUCGUCCUGACCCCCUCCUCCCAGCGCAUGUAUACAGGUUUCGGCCCUCGACGAACGAAUGCUCAGUCUUAGCCGACGGAUUCGAUAUGUGCAACGGCCUCUGCUUUAGUCCUGAUUAUUCACUCCUGUAUGUUACUGAUACAGGCGCGGUAAAGGCUCGCAGCCACUCUGGAGACGGACACAAGUUCAAAUUCAACUAUAGAAAUGCCGGGACGAUAUACGUUUACGAUGUGGUUGACAAGGGGACUAGAAUUGCAAACAGAAGGACAUUUGCAUUUUGCGAUUUGGGGGUGCCUGACGGGAUUAAAUGUGACGAGAACGGAUAUGUAUAUGCCGGUUGCGGAGAUGGGGUACACGUUUGGGAUCCAAAUGGCGUUCUAGUCGGUAAGAUCAUUGUUGGAUGUACAACGGCGAACUUUUGCUUCGUAAAGGGCGGUAUCUGGAUGUUUAGUGAGAAGGACUUAUACUUCUGCAAGAUUCGUGCGAAAGGAGCGUUGGUUAAGAUAGAGUGCGAGUAG